ACGACUGAGUGGCAACAAGUGACAUGUGAGGAGUGUUUCGAGAGUACACGGCCUAACGAAGAUGUCGACGAGGUGACGGGCAAGCAAACCUUUCAGUCGGAGGAGUCCUGCUUCACGGCAGCGCGACAAGACGGUGUCAACGGACUGCUCGAUUCUGAGAGAAACGGCGGAGGGUCGCCGGACACGGCCAUGUUUUACUCAGGCACCUCGAUGCGCCGGCUAGGCCUCGCUCCGCUGUCACUGGUGGUCGCAGUGUUUGCAGUGGUUCUGCUUCCUUCGCUGGUUGAAGGCCGUCGCACGUCGCACUGUUACGUGUGCCGCUCUCGGAGCCAGCUGGGCGACUGCCGGGACCCGUUCCCUUACAACGAGACCACGGUCGAGGGCGUGCGAGGGGUUGAGGCGUCGCCUUGCGCCUCCAAGUGGUGCGGCAAGCUGGUCGAAGGGAGGGACGACGACUUCGACCUAGCAACGGAGCGGAUGUGCUUGCAGCGACCCCCCGACGACCAGGAGGAGAGGUGCGCCGAGACCCUGUACCAAAACAGGCGCGUCUACAUGUGCUUCUGCCGGGGAGACCUGUGCAACGGGGCCCACAAGACGGCGGCCGCGGGCACUACCGCUGCCAUCGCGUUUGCACUCGCCGCGACGUGGGCCAUUCACCGCGCAUUACAGUUGUGACGAAGGCACCCGUUAUAGCACUCCGAAGAGCGCGAGUACUUCAAAGAGGUCAGUCGAGCCAGGACGAAGUAGUUUACGCCGUUAAGCACCAAAAACUUCUAACGCGUUCGAGGCGUUGCGUACAGUCACGGACAAUUCAAAUAGGAACAAGUUGGGACUAACUCACAUUCUUUCGACAUCGGUUUGGCCGGUACGUUUGAUGUCGGCAUGAUUUCCGCCUUGCACACUUAUUGCGGGGCCCAAUCUUUCACGAGGGCAUCAUUAUUGAUAGGAGAUCGUGCUGUCAAGUUAUAGCUUUCUUAAUGUGUUCCACUUUGCGACUUUUGUUCCUGUUUAAUUUGUCCGUGACUGUACAAGCAUCGUUCACUAUCUAGCUAACGUGACAAACACUACACGUCCAAAAGCGGGUUCAGCUUGUAGGAAAUUCAAUGCCUUGUGAUUAGCUCGUGUCUGGUACACACCGUACGACAGCGUCAAGACAGCAACUAAACGAAAAGUCAGCCGGGCCAAUUUUUCGUGCGUUUGCAAGACAUCAGUGCACCAAAAAUUAUGUGUACGAUGACAUUCUAUUGGUGCAACUACCACACUACAAUACAAACAAGGUAUAACAUACGGAGUUAAAUACCCUACUUUUUUCGUGAAACAUGCAGACCACUACGUUGCAGCGUUUGAAAAUAACAUGUCCUUUAUAUACAUCGCGAUUUCAGAUAGAAUACGUUAAAUUAUGAAACUCAUUUUAUGCUUACAUAUAACGACAUGUGAACUACUCAGCGUCUCGAGUGUGUUUUCAUAUCGUCAGAAGAGCUCAACGCUCACUUAUGCUCAGAACAUACCAGCGUAACUGCUACUCAGCGGUCCACCACUGCCAUCAGUUUUUCACGUUCGAAGAACGUCGUUAUAAUGUACUUGUUGUUUUAUAUUAUCGCCUACUCUAAUCUUUGUUGUAUCUGAAAGAUUAAAAUGUUUGUUGUAUAA
This is a messenger RNA of Rhipicephalus sanguineus (brown dog tick), 1650 nucleotides long. RefSeq lists its product as uncharacterized. The transcript has 3 exons. Bases 190 to 675 code for a protein of 161 amino acids. The record is from RefSeq and is a predicted model, not a curated record. NCBI's taxonomy places the organism in Eukaryota, Metazoa, Arthropoda, Arachnida, Ixodida, Ixodidae. Gene Ontology annotation, biological process: regulation of synaptic transmission, cholinergic; sleep; positive regulation of voltage-gated potassium channel activity.